AUGAGUUCUUUCUUUUUCUUUCUUCUACUAUUUACGUCCUUCUUACCCUGCAAAUCCCAGCAAAACCCACAAAUCCAAGCCUUAACAUCUAUCAAGCAGAACAUCCAUGACCCGCUUGGAGCUUUAACCAGUUGGGAUCCAACAACCCCAUCAGCUCCAUGUGACUGGCGUGGUGUCUUUUGCACAAACAACCGAGUUACUGAACUUCGUCUACCUCGUCUCCAGCUCAGUGGCCAACUCAGUGACCAGUUUGCUUCUUUGACAUCUUUACGUAAAAUCAGUCUUCGUUCAAACUCCUUCAAUGGAACACUGCCUCAUUCUCUUGCAAAAUGCACGCUCUUACGCGCCGUUUUUUUGCAAUACAACUCAUUAUCCGGCAACCUUCCGCCGGAGAUCAGUAACUUGACUAAUCUUCAAGUACUAAACGUGGCGCAAAAUAGGUUUUCUGGAGAGAUUCCUAGAUCUCUGCCUGUGAGUUUGAAGUAUCUUGAUUUAUCAUCAAAUACAUUUUCAGGUUCUAUCCCUCCAAGUGUUGCUAACUUGACGCAGUUGCAGCUUAUUAAUCUGUCUUACAAUCAGUUUUCCGGUUCUAUUCCGGCGAGUUUUGGGCAGCUUCAGAGUCUUGAAUAUUUGUGGCUUGAUUAUAAUGUUUUGGAGGGGACUUUACCUUCUGCCAUUGCCAAUUGUUCUUCGCUUGUGCAUUUCAGUGCUAAUGGUAAUAGUCUUGGAGGUUUGAUUCCGGCAGCAAUAGGCGAGCUUCCGAAAUUGCAAGUUGUUUCGCUUUCGGAAAAUAAGUUUGUUGGGGCUGUUCCGACUUCAAUGUUUUGUAAUGUUUCGUUUUAUCCGCCGUCGUUGCGGAUUGUUCAGUUGGGGUUUAAUGGGUUCAGUGGUGUUGUUGGGCCGGAAUCAGGGGGUUGUUUUAGUGUUCUGCAAGUUUUGGAUCUUCAAGAGAAUCAGAUACGCGGGGUUUUGCCUUUGUGGUUGACACGUGUGGUUACUUUGACAAUGUUGGAUGCUUCGAGCAAUUUGUUUUCUGGUGUGGUUCCGGCGGAGAUUGGGAAUCUGUCGAGGUUGGAGGAGUUGAAGAUGGGUGGUAACGGUUUUAGUGGGGUGGUUCCGGUGGAGAUUAAGCAAUGUAGAUCGCUUCAGGUUCUCGAUCUUCACGGGAAUGAUUUAUCAGGGGAAAUCCCUGAGUUCUUAGGUGAUCUAACAGGGUUGAAGGUGUUAUCUCUUGGUGAAAAUCGGUUUUCGGGCUCGGUUCCUGGGAGUUUUCGGAAUCUUAUAGGGCUAGAGACCUUGAAUUUGGGUGGUAAUGGUUUGAAUGGAAGCUUGCCAGAUGAGGUCAUGGGGUUGAGUAAUUUGACUACGCUGGACCUCAGUGGAAAUGGAUUUUCAGGUGAAAUUCCUGCUAAUAUUGGGAAUUUGAGCAGGCUAAUGUUGCUGAAUCUGAGUGGAAAUGGUUUUUCAGGAAGGAUACCGUUUAAUUUUGGAAAUCUAUUGAGGUUAAGUACUCUUGAUUUGAGCAGACAGAGUUUGUCUGGCGAGUUGCCGUCUGAGCUUGCUGGCUUGCCAAAUCUUCAGGUGAUUGCUUUGCAGGAGAAUAUGUUGUCUGGGGAUGUUCAUGAAGGGUUCAGUAGUUUGUUGGGUUUGCGUUACUUGAACCUCAGUUCCAAUGGCUUCUCCGGUAUGAUUCCGUCAACUUUUGGGUUUCUCAAGUCAUUGGUUGUUCUGUCAUUGUCCAAGAAUCACAUUUCAGGGUUGAUUCCACCACAGCUUGGCAACUGUUCUGAUCUUGAAACUCUUGAGUUGGACUCAAAUUCUUUGACUGGCAAUAUUCCAGGUGAUCUCUCACGCCUUUCGCACUUGAAAAUGCUUGAUUUAGUUAGGAACAAUUUAUCUGGUGAAAUUCCGAAUGAAAUCUCCAAAUGCUCGUCGUUGGACUCAUUAUUGUUGGAUAGCAAUCAUCUUUCAGGCAGCAUACCGGAUUCAUUGUCCAAUUUAUCCAACUUGACAUCUUUGGAUCUCUCUGCUAACAACUUGAGUGGGGAGAUUCCUGCGAGUCUUGCACGAAUCUCUGGCUUGGUAUACUUAAAUGUUUCAAGAAAUAACCUUGAAGGUGAGAUUCCAGUAUUGCUGGGUUCUCGAUUUAACAAUCCAUCAGCAUUUGCCGAUAAUCCGGGGCUAUGUGGAAAGCCAUUGCCUAAAAACUGUGUAGAUGUCGAAGCAAAGGAUCGAAGGAAAAGGUUGAUUCUGUUGAUUGUUAUUGUUGUAAGUGGUGCUUGCAUGUUGGCAUUAUGUUGCUGCUUCUAUACUUACAGCCUCUUGAGGUGGCGCAAGAGACUAAAACAAGGUGCAGCGGGUGAGAAGAAACGGAGCCCGGCAAGGGCUAGCUCAAAUGGAAGUGGUGGUCGUGGCAGCACAGACAAUGGAGGGCCGAAACUUGUUAUGUUUAAUAACAAGAUCACGCUUGCAGAAACAAUUGAAGCAACUAGGCAAUUCGAUGAAGAGAAUGUGCUUAGCAGAACUCGAUAUGGCCUUGUUUUCAAAGCUUGUUAUAAUGAUGGAAUGGUGCUUUCAAUCCGAAGACUCCCUGAUGGAUCGCUAGAUGAAAAUAUGUUCAGGAAAGAAGCUGAAUUUCUGAGCAAAGUGAAGCAUCGAAACCUAACAGUUCUUCGUGGCUACUAUGCUGGAGCACCAGAUAUGAGACUUCUAGUCUAUGACUACAUGCCUAAUGGAAACCUUGCCACUCUCCUCCAAGAAGCAUCACACCAAGAUGGUCAUGUCCUAAACUGGCCAAUGCGUCACUUGAUAGCUCUCGGAAUCGCCCGCGGCAUAGCAUUCCUCCACACAUCCAACAUUGUUCACGGUGAUGUCAAGCCACAAAGCGUCCUCUUUGACGCAGAUUUCGAAGGCCAUCUCUCCGACUUUGGGCUAGACAGAUUAACCAUCGCAACCCCAGCAGAACCUUCAACUUCAGCAACAGUUGGCACGUUGGGUUAUGUAUCACCAGAAGCAGUAUUGACAGGAGAAGUUUCAAAAGAAUCAGAUGUUUACAGCUUUGGCAUAGUAUUACUUGAGCUCCUAACAGGGAAAAGGCCAGUAAUGUUCACACAAGAUGAAGACAUUGUCAAGUGGGUCAAGAAGCAACUACAAAAGGGUCAAAUAACAGAACUUUUAGAGCCUGGUUUGCUUGAACUUGACCCUGAAUCAUCAGAAUGGGAAGAGUUCUUGUUAGGUGUUAAAGUGGGGUUACUUUGCACUGCACCAGACCCUCUUGACAGACCCACAAUGCCUGAUAUUGUUUUCAUGCUUGAGGGUUGCCGUGUUGGCCCUGACAUCCCAUCUUCAGCUGAUCCAACCUCACAGCCAUCUCCUGCUUAA
Molecule: messenger RNA, 3381 nt
Organism: Dovyalis caffra
Lineage: Eukaryota; Viridiplantae; Streptophyta; Magnoliopsida; Malpighiales; Salicaceae
Source: the annotation of a GenBank genome assembly